AUGAGAGCCAGGUACAAGGGCCCUGGAGGUACGGGAGUAGUUUCCCUUGGGGAUGAUGCCACCGUUGGCCAACUUUUCGACGAGAUCAAGACUCAGACCGGCAUCAACGACUUUACGCUCAAAUUUGGCUGGCCUCUUCAAACCUUGAGCCUCGAACAGAAGGAUGCCAACGCCAAGGAGCUCGGUCUUAAUGGUCAAUCAUUUACCAUCGAGCCCGCCCCAUCACAGAGGCAAACGCCUGCAACUUCAGCCGCGUCUCAAACCAGGCCCUCCGAUGCGAGCGUUCCGAUAUCCAAGAAGCCUCGACUCGACUCAGCGAGCGACCCUAGCCCGUCCGAUAUCAGUAUCCCGUGGCCUGAACGCGAGUCAACCCUCUUGCUGCGGGUCAUGCCCGAUGACAACAGCUGUCUAUUCACCGCCUUCGGCGGCGCCAUCCCGGGCAAGCAGAUGGAAGCCAAGGAGCUCCGCAAGAUGAUCGCGGAUUACAUUCGCCAACAUCCCGACGAGUACUCCGAGGCCGUCCUCAACAUGCCCCCGGAUAAGUACUGCCGUACAAUCCAGGACCCUGACCGCUGGGGCGGUGCAAUCGAACUCGGCAUUUUCUCAGACCUCUUUGACCUCGAGAUCCUCGCUUUCGAUGUCAAGAGCCAGAAUCCACUCAAGUUCGGUGAGAACAAGGACUCGCGCUGCAUCCUCGUCUACUCGGGCAUUCACUACGACCGCGUCGCCUGCAGCCCCUCGGAGCCGCCCUUCACUCACUCAGACCUCCCUCCCGAGCUUGACCGCACCAACUGGAGCACCUCGGAUGACGAGAUCCUGGCAAAAACCAGGGAACUCAUCCGGAAGCUGCACGAGAUGCAUUACUUCACUGACACGGUCGAUUUUCUGCUUCGCUGCACUAUUCCCGGCUGCGACUGGAUCGGCAACGGUGAGAAAGAGGCCAAUAAGCACGCCGCCCAGACCGGCCAUAUGGGUUUUGAUGAAAUCAAGGACGAACCCCAUGGCGGCGCCGGCACUGCUGCUGCCGUUGGCGACACCACUCUGCGGAAGUGCAAUGCACCUGGUUGUGAGUGGCUUGGCACCGGCACGAUCGAGUCCCGUAUGCACACAAGCGAGACGGGCCAUACGUCCUUGACCGAAAUUCCCGACUUUUAG
Messenger RNA from Colletotrichum truncatum, 1155 nucleotides. RefSeq names its product ubiquitin thioesterase otu1. Gene Ontology annotation, cellular component: cytosol; nucleus. Gene Ontology annotation, biological process: endoplasmic reticulum unfolded protein response; protein deubiquitination. Gene Ontology annotation, molecular function: cysteine-type deubiquitinase activity. The record is from RefSeq and is a predicted model, not a curated record. NCBI's taxonomy places the organism in Eukaryota, Fungi, Ascomycota, Sordariomycetes, Glomerellales, Glomerellaceae.